CAUCACUGAUGUGCAUGAAAGGCAGCACUCAUAUAUGGCACUGUUAGGUGGCACUGACUGGCACUGUUAGGCAGCACUGAUGAGCAUUGAUAGUGGCACUGAUUGGCAGCACUGAUAGGUGACACUGAAAGGCAGCUCAGAUUGGCACUGAUGGGCACUGGCAGGUGGCAUUGAUGGACUCUGACGGGUGGCAUUGCUGGGGCUACACUGAUCAUCAGGGCACACUUAUCAUCAGUGCCCUGAUGAUCACUGUCAACGUGACAGCUCAUGAGGAGAGAUAUGCAGAAAACUGGCAUUUCUCUAUUUACAUGCGAUCAGCUGUGAUUGGA
Molecule: messenger RNA, 329 nt
Organism: Staurois parvus
Lineage: Eukaryota; Metazoa; Chordata; Amphibia; Anura; Ranidae
Source: the annotation of a GenBank genome assembly